CAUAUUUUGGAUGUUUUCUCACUCCCACACCACACACUUGACUCGCACUGUAUCCACGGCCAUGGCGGCCGCGCUCUCGCCGCCGCUCCUCCUCCUCGCGGUCCUCCUCCUGACCACCGCCGGCACAAUCCAAUGCCACGGGUACAAGCGCCACCACCACCACCAGACCGACGGAACCAGGAGGCCCAACAAGGCUGCCGCCGCGGACGGUAGGCCACCGGCCGACACCGCUCACCACGCCAUCUGCCAGAAGACCCCGCACCCGGUCUCCUGCCUCGCGGCCGUGGCCUCGCACCUCGACGCCGUCGCCAGCGCGAGCGCGAAGGCGGCCGAGGCGUCCGCUGUUUCUGUACAGCUCCUCCCGGCGAACGUGCUCUCCGUCGCGCUCGCCUCCCUCCGUGGCGCGGCCUCGGCGCUGUCCUCGCUCUCCCCCGCCGUCUCCACGCUCUCCGCGCCGUCCGCCUCCCCCGCGGGCGCCCCGCUCCGCCGCGGCGCCGCGCAGGACUGCCAGGAGCUCCACGCCGCGUCGCUGUCCUCGCUCUCGCGGUCGGCCUCGCUGCUCGCGGCACCCGGCGAGGGCCUCCCCGCCGUGCGCGCGCACCUCGCGGCCGCGCUCGCCAACAAGGCCACCUGCCUCGACGGGCUCGCCGGCGCGUCGGCCGGCCUGGGGGUGGCCGGCCUCAUCGCGUCCCUCGACGACGCGUACGAGCACGUCUCCAACUCGCUCGCCCUCGUCGCCCGGGGCGGCGGCGUGUCGGCCGCCGGCUUCGCGAACGCCGUGGCCAAGGCAGUUCACAACCGGCGGCUGCUCCAGGAUGACGACGACGACGGCGACAGCGUGGACGAUGACAGCAGCAACAACGGCGACGGUGACCGUGGGAACGCCGACCAGCCGGCGGCCACGGUGAUCACGGUGGCCAAGGACGGGACGGGGAACUUCCGGACGGUGGGGGAGGCGGUGGCGGCGGCGCCGAACAACAGCCGGGCGAGGACGGUGAUCCGGGUGAAGGCCGGGAUGUACGAGGAGAACGUGGAGGUGCCGCCGUACAAGACGAACAUCGCCCUCGUCGGCGAGGGCCGCGACACGACGGUCAUCACCGGCAGCCGCAGCGCCGCCGGCGGCUGGACCACCUUCCGCACGGCCACCUUCGGCGUCUCCGGCGAGGGCUUCCUGGCGCGCGACGUCACGUUCCGCAACACGGCGGGCGCGGGCGCGGGCCAGGCGGUGGCGCUGCGCGUGAACGCGGACCUGGCCGCCACGUACCGGUGCGGCGUGGAGGCGCACCAGGACGCGCUGUACGCGCACUCGUUCCGCCAGUUCUACCGCGAGUGCGCCGUCUCCGGCACCGUCGACGUCGUCUUCGGCGACGCCGCUGCCGUGCUGCAGGGCUGCGCGCUCCUUGCCAGGGCGCCGCUGCCCGGCCAGUCCGUCGUGCUCACCGCGCAGGGCCGGGGCGACCCCAACGAGGACACCGGCAUCGCCGUGCACAACUGCACGGUCGCGGCGGCGGCGCCCCUGCCCGCCGGCACGCGCACGUUCCUGGGCCGGCCGUGGGGCGCGUACGCGCGCGCCGCGGUGAUGGACUCCUACCUGGGCCAGAUCGUGGACCGGGAAGGGUGGGCCGAGUGGCCCGGCGCCGAGCCCGGCCGCGGGGACACCGUGUUCUUCGGCGAGUACGGGAACGGCGGGCCGGGCGCGGACACGGAGGGGCGCGUGAGCUGGGCCGGCGUGCGCCAGAUGGACUACGACGAGGCGGCCCAGUUCGCCGUCGAGAACUUCAUCUACGGCGACGAGUGGCUCGGCGCCACCUCCUUCCCCUACGACGACGACGUCUGAAUUAACCUUGCUGUGUAAAAUCUCAAGAACGCAACUGUUAAUUACAAGUUACUGUGUACCUUAUGCUUACCCAUCAGGGGUCAGUAAGUUUUGCUUGUGUUUCAGUGCAGUGGAAAUGUGGAAUUGGAAUGGCUUCCUGUUCUGAUCUGGAAUGUUUUGUUCUGUUGGAGAGCAUCUCUCAUUCUGAAUUGUAAAUUUUCCUUUUUCAUU
Molecule: messenger RNA, 2047 nt
Organism: Panicum hallii
Lineage: Eukaryota; Viridiplantae; Streptophyta; Magnoliopsida; Poales; Poaceae
Product: probable pectinesterase/pectinesterase inhibitor 12
Exons: 2
Coding region: 11-1837 (608 amino acids)
Biological process (GO): cell wall modification
Molecular function (GO): pectinesterase inhibitor activity; pectinesterase activity
Source: RefSeq, a predicted model, not a curated record